Molecule: messenger RNA, 2922 nt
Organism: Metopolophium dirhodum (rose-grain aphid)
Lineage: Eukaryota; Metazoa; Arthropoda; Insecta; Hemiptera; Aphididae
Exons: 2
Coding region: 259-1038 (259 amino acids)
Source: RefSeq, a predicted model, not a curated record
AGAGCGGCGGCCAAGAUCGAUUUUCACGUCACUGUCGUCGCCGCCACCGCUGCCGUCGCCGCAUAGUCUCGUUCCGUCGACCACCGGCCGCUAAAUCCGCGCGUAUAUUAUAAUACCGGCCACAUACCGUCCAUUGUAAACCAAGUGUAUACCUAGACCCGGCCGCUUACCCGACUGCUUAUAACCCUGACCGCGGUAUACCAGGGUCGCACGACACCCGCGUCGCGGUCACGCCGCCGCCGCCGUUACACACGCGUCAUGUCGCCCGCCAUGGCGUUGCUGCUGCUGUCGUCCACGUCGCUCUUGGCGUCCAUCACCGCCACGUCGGCCGACGACUGUGUGCUGGACCUGGCCAUCGUCUGCCUGGACGACAAGUUGCUGGUGUACGUCAAUUGGCUGGAGAAGCGGGACAAGCUGAACGUGGUCGGUGACAUCGUGACGAUCGUCAAGAAGAAGGAGGCGGGCCUAGCCGAAGACAGGUCCAAGCUGCAGCCGCACAACACCAAGCCGCACGUGCACCGGGUAAGCACGUCCCUGGGACCGGCCAUCGACGAGUACUUCGACACGCACACCAUCCGGAUAUCUCUGCCUUGGAUACUCGACGACGACAUCGAUCUGGAACUCGACCAGCAAGGCCGCGGCAAGAAGACCAAAUUGAAACACCUCAAGAAAAUGAUGUCGAUGCUGGGCGUGAUCAUGUGCGCCAAACUGUCGCUGAUGGGACCGCUGGCCAUGGUCAUGAUCGGAGUCAAGGCGCUCAAGGCCCUGCUGCUCGCCGUCGUGUCACUGACCAUAUCCAAACUCAUGUUGCUCAAGAAGUUUAAGGGCGGAGGCGGCGGUGGAGGUGGAUACGGCAGCGGAUCCGUGGUCCAGGCUGACUGGUCGUCGGACAAGGACGACCGGAACGCGCAUCUGCUCGCCUACGCCGGACAGUCGGCCGCCGCCUCGGGGACAGCUGUCAUGUCGCCGUCUUCGCAACAACCCCUCCAACCGAUGUACCCUUCGUACGAACCUCACGGCUAUCACGGGGCUGCCUGAACGCCGUCACGCCACGACCAUCACAAUCACCACCAACUCCCUACCACCAUCACUAUACCAGCACUACCCACACAUCACCGACAUCCCCCUUCGCCACUAUUUCCGGUCAUCGGAUAUGAAACAUUAGCACUUCCGUGAAUAUCCACCCGGGAGUGGGAGGGCGGACGUCAUCCGAACGCGCGUGUCCGUCAAACUAGUCACCGCUAUUUACCGCUUCGACCUUCACAAACCAACCACCGUCGCCACCACCUGCCAACCGUCAUCGUUUAGCUGUAUAGCUUCAGGUAUAAAUUAUUUGCCAUCCCCGAAAUCUGUAAGUCACCCAACGAACUCCCCCCCCACACCUCUAAAUUGUUAUAAUGUCGAGGAACGUUUCUGAUGCAGGUAUAUUAUUUUUCGGUUUUUUUCCCUCAGUCUACCGUGUUAUAUAUUAUUAUUUUUAAUGUUAUAUAUUAUAAAUGGGCAUUAUUAUUGUCCUUACCUAUUGAGAGGAUUUUUUUUAUCGUACUGUUCUAAUUUUCUCAGUCAAUUUCAGUGUUGCGUACAUUGUUUUUUGUAUCAUUUGAAUAGUACCUAGGGGUACUUAUGAGUUGCAACAAUAGAAAAGAACAAAGUUCUAGAAUUUUUUAUGAUUGUCCUUUUUAGGUUUUGUUUAAAAAUGUUUUCUAAUGGCAACUCUUAUUUUAGUUCAUGUUCCUAACAAUUCAAACUAGAAUAUUAUUUUUUUAAUAAAUUUGUAUCUUCGAAUAUCUAAAUUCGUAUAUUAUUUACAAUCAUUAAAAGUUUGGUUUAGAUGAAUGGAUACUUUACGAUAAUUUUUGGUUACACCGGCCAUCAAUAAUAAUUGAAAUAUUUAUAAAUUAUUAGUUGUUGGUUCAAUAUUUUAUUUAUUUUAUUUCACCGACAUUGUCAAAUAAUAAUUCUAAAUAUAAAAUUGAAAAUAUGAAUUGCCAUUAAAAAAAAAUUAGCUUAAAAAGACAUGAAAAAAUCUAAUUUUUUAUUGUAAAAACACAAAUAUUCGAUUCUUAUAAUAUUGUUAUUCAUAAUUACUUAUUAUAUUGCAUUACACCAUGACGAUAGCUUUUGAGUUUCCUACAUGUCAAUCAUUUGCACUUCUGAAAUCUAUAAAAUAUUAACGUCGUUCACCACUAUACGGUUUGUCAAUUUGAUCGGUCGACAAUCAAAAUAUAAUAUAAUUCAAUGCACAAUAUCACGCGUGAUAACAUUAUCGUCUAAGUACACGUCUAAAACCUUUUUUCAAACUCGUCCAUUUGUUGAAAAACGAUCGAGUUGAUCGGAAAAGUCGCUGCAUAGGCGGAGUUCAGUGACUUUUCGACAUGUUCGGUUUUUUCACUCUUUUUUACUAUAUAAUUAAAUAGAUAAUUAAAACUACGAGAGUCCCAACAGUGUGGGUAAUUUUAUAAUAAUAUAUUAAAUAUAUAUAUACAUAGUAUACUAUAUGAUGUAAUAUAAACUAUAUAGGCCUCUAAUUAGAUCGUCGAAUAAUUUUAAUUUAUGUAUUAUUUUUUUAUUUUUAUAUUAUCAUGGACACUACAAAAUCGACCGUCGUUUAUUUUAAUAUUAAACAUCAUCUUUAGCAACCACUUGAUACAAAUGAAAUACAAUUUUAACAAUUACCAUCACCUCACGACUAAUGUAAGAAUUUAUACAGUAUUUUAGACGUUGUGGCUUUCGCGAUUCCUAUAAUAUUUACACUAGUAAUUUUUUUCUUCCUUUUUUUUUUUAUAUCCAUCUAUAUAUUUUUAACAAAUAAUAAUCAUAAUUGUAUAUUAUUUUAUGUAUUUAUAUGGUUUUUUAUCGACGCGUAUUAUUGUCCGUUCUUUCGUAUGUAUACAUAAACUUAUGUUUUUAUAUAAUAUUUAA